Molecule: messenger RNA, 2949 nt
Organism: Athalia rosae (coleseed sawfly)
Lineage: Eukaryota; Metazoa; Arthropoda; Insecta; Hymenoptera; Athaliidae
Gene: not
Product: ubiquitin carboxyl-terminal hydrolase 22
Exons: 6
Coding region: 13-1518 (501 amino acids)
Biological process (GO): protein deubiquitination
Molecular function (GO): cysteine-type deubiquitinase activity; zinc ion binding
Source: RefSeq, a predicted model, not a curated record
GGCAAUUUUGAGAUGAGCGAUCAUGGCUGCAUACACUUGAAUAAUUUCAAAGCAGCCAAGGGGAUACAGCCGUACAAAGUAAUACACUCCUAUUUCGUGACCAGCACUUCGACCGAGGCACGCGUAAGGAAGGCCGUGAGCUGUUUAUGUCAUACCUGUAAGACGUACAAGGAUCGCCUCCAUUCGUGCCUGCACUGCAUAUUUUUUGGCUGUUACUUGAGGGGACACAUACAAGAGCAUGCCAAGACUAAAAAACACUUUUUAGCCGUCGAUCUGAGCUACGGUAACAUCUUGUGCUUCCAAUGUGGCGACUACGUAUACGACAGGGAACUCACAGCGGUUGCAAAGUCACAGUGGAGCCAAUCGGCAAGGUCACUUAGCUUGGGGGAAUUUUAUCGAGCAUGGGAACCGACGCAAGUCGAGGCCGAUUUGCUCAGGAAAAACCCACGUCGACGACGGAUAGUGGAGAACUCCACUAUAGGUCUGAGAGGUCUGAUAAACCUCGGGAGUACCUGCUUCAUGAACUGCAUAGUACAGGCGUUGAUACAUACUCCUCUCCUGCGAGAUUACUUUCUAGCCGAUCGACAUCAUUGUCCACAGCCAAGCCGGUGUCUAGUUUGCGAAGUGUCGCACCUUUUCCAAGAAUUUUACUCGGGCAGUAAAGCUCCUUUAACGCUUCAUAAACUUCUUCAUCUCAUUUGGACACACGCCAGGCAUUUGGCUGGCUACGAACAGCAAGAUGCGCAUGAAUUUUUCAUUGCAACGUUGGAUGUACUACACAGGCACUGCGAAGCUGCUCCUAUUUUGGUUAAAGAUAAUCCUCACCAUUGUAACUGCAUAAUAGAUCAAAUUUUCACCGGUGGUCUUCAAAGUGACGUCGUUUGCCAAGCCUGCAAUGGGGUAUCAACCACUAUUGAUCCAUUUUGGGACAUAUCCCUAGAUUUGGGGCCCACUGCUGGAGCAUCUGGACCAGAUAGCUCAGGUCCACCUACCUCGCUACUAGACUGCCUAGAACGUUUUACACGGGCGGAACAUUUGGGUUCAAGUGCAAAGAUAAAAUGUAGUAAUUGCCAAACUUAUCAAGAAAGCACCAAACAAUUGACCAUGAAACAGCUACCAAUCGUUGCCAGCUUUCACUUGAAGAGAUUCGAACAUUCUAGCAUCCAGGACAAGAAAAUAUCAACCUUCAUAGCUUUUCCCGAACAAUUAGAUAUGACCCCGUUUAUGUCGCAUAAAAGAAACGGAAAUAACAAUGCUACAAUAGAUGGCUUACCAAAAAAUGGCGAAGACACUGCAUUCAGCGACAACAGAUAUUCUUUGUUUGCUGUUAUCAAUCACGAGGGAUCUUUGGAAACCGGACACUACACAGCGUUCAUCAGACAGCAGAGAGAUCAGUGGUUCAAAUGUGAUGAUCAUCUUAUAACCAGAGCCAAGUUGAAAGAUGUGUUGACCAGCGAAGGGUACCUCCUUUUUUAUCACAAGCAGAUUUUGGAAUACGGACGAAAUAGCAAAGUAUGAAAUUCAAAUCAUGUAAUUAAAUUAUUUAUCCCGAUGAUGGAAGGUUGAACGAUAGAUUUCAAGAUUCUUAGGUUCAUUGUAUCGUUUAGCUAGGAUUCUAUGUUAUAAAUUGAUAAUUCAGCGUUGUUUGAUGACCGUUCCUAAUUAUACAUGUGCGCAAUUGAACGAAGUAGGUAUCUUCGAAUCAAUUGUAUAUUUAUUUUCGGAAAUAAUUGCACCACUUUUAAUUUAAAAAAAAAAAAAUCAUUAGUAUAGUUAAUUUAAAUAAUAAUUUAUAACUGUUUAGUUUUACAAUUACUUGAUACAACUUUUACCUUCAUGACAUAUUAUUAGGGACAAAGUAAUUGGCUGCAGAACUAUCUUCAAGUAUUGUAAACAUAUUGAUACGAUGAUUACUUACGUAAACUAUGCUACAGUUUUAAUGGAAGCAUCCGGAUAACAGUAGGAUUUGCAGCAGACCCUACAUAUUUCAAUAUUUAUUCAUUUUUCAUCUCUCAAACAUUGCGUGAGGUAUAUCCGACCGAAUCUACUUAAUAUUGAUGUAAAAUAGAUACACAUAAGGUUUUGUCCUCGUGUGUAUCUCUGUGAGACUUUUGACGUUUUCUAUUUAAGUAAAGCAUUAUCGGCAACAAACCCUAAUACUCUUAUACUUUACGGAUACUGUUUAUCUGAAGGAAAUAUACGAAUGCGAUCAUGGACAAAUGAAGAUAAAUCUUUGUAUGCAUUAAAAUGAUGCUUAGCAAUGAAAUAUAAAUGAGAAAUAACAGCCGUAGCAAAUAUAUUUGUCAUUGUUUUAUGCCUGCAAGAUGAGGAACCCUAUUAUGGCUGUAUUCUAAUACCCAAUAUAGUAAGAUUAGUUUUUAAGAUUAGCUCAAUUUUCUUUAAAUUGCCAAAUGCAAUCUUUCUAUAUCACUGAAAACAGUUAUAUUACUUCCCCGACUAUUAUUACUAUGUAUACACCCUAAAACCGAUGGUUAUAUGCGCGGCUCAUUCAUUUAUCUGAGUCUGAAAUCAAUUGAUCAACCGAUGAUUGUAUCGAAAGGCUCCAUCUCUUCGCUGUGAUUAAGUGAUCAUAUUUAGUCUUCAGUUGUUUUUUUUAAUAUAAAUCUGAAUGCAAGUGCUUUCAAUUUAUUAAUUUCAAUCAAUGAGAGCGUGUAUAGUCAUGCAGCUAUCUAAGUAAGUGAGAGUGAUGUUCAUGAAUCAGAAUAUUGUUUCGCUAAAUGAAUGUGUAGCGGGCUGGCUGGCGUUACCAUAUUAGGGACGAACUCCAUUAUAAUGGAAUGACCGCGCAUAUAAUAGUUUUAAGAAUAAACAAAUUUUUGUACAAAUGAGCUUGUAAUGUUGAAGUAAUAUUAUCUAUUUUAAUGCGAUGAUUUACGUCCGAUUGUGUAUAUUAAAUUAUGAUUUGAAUAAAGUUCUGGUCGCCCGCUA